UACCCUUUUCGCUGGAAACUCUAAGGAGGACCCAAUAAUUAUGGGAGUUAAAAGACUACUAUAAAAUCGUCUUUAAUUUCUGACAAUUUAUAUAAGACAAAAAGUGUAUCAAAAAAGAUUGUACCUCCAAUUAGAGUAAUUAUACAAGUCUAAGUAUCUUCAAAAUUGACGGAGCUAUCAAACAUGUGAACAAUUUUCAUGUUAUUUUAGUGUUAUGUUAAUUUUAAAACAAAUCAAAAUCAUAGACCACAUUAUGGAAUUUUGAUUUACACGGUCAGGGAAAUAUGAAACAUAGACUUGUUGUGAACUAUCUGUAAAUUUCAGAAUAAAAUCAAGAUGAAAAAUAAAAGUGCAGUUUUCAUUCUAGUUUCCAGUAUCAUUAUCAAUAUUCUAGUCAAGGGUUCCCUGAAAUCGCUUGGAAUAUUUCUCCUUGAGCUCAAGAAUCAGGGAAUAGAAACCUCAGAAGCUGCUUGGAUUCCCGCUAUAGCUUUUACUUGCUUCUCUCUCUUCUCUUCCCCUGUUGCCUGGUGCAGAGAAAAGACAUCAAGUCGGCUACUCAGUGUUUUGGGUGGUUUGAUGGUCAGUGUUGGCUUUCUAAUCUCAUACCUACUCUACCUACCCAUCCUUUAUACUGGUCUAGGAGUAUUAUUAGGUGUUGGGGGGUGCAUGGCAACUAUUUCUGGAUCCUUAGAAAUUAAUCGGGUGUUCCAGGGCUCAAGGCUUGGUACAGCCCAUGGUUUAAGUUUGGCUGGCAGUACCGCUGGAGGGUUGUUAGUGCCUGUACUUGUAGCUUACCUCAUCUUUACCUGGGGGUACAGGGGAGCUGUUCUACUACAGGCAGCUAUACUACUACAUACAAUACCUGCCAGUCUAUUCUACAGGUAGAUUCUAGUAUACAGGCAGCUAUGUAACAAAUCUAGAUGCUACUUCUCUAACGAUUACUUGACUCACAGUCUAAUGAAAUUCUCUCUAACUAAAUCUCUAGCCAAAACUCAAGGCUCUGUAUACGUCCGUUCUGAUCAAUUAACGAUAUUCAACUAAUUUAUUUAUAAACAGGUAGAAU
Messenger RNA from Eurytemora carolleeae, 1063 nucleotides. RefSeq names its product monocarboxylate transporter 11. The transcript has 6 exons. Gene Ontology annotation, molecular function: monocarboxylic acid transmembrane transporter activity. The record is from RefSeq and is a predicted model, not a curated record. NCBI's taxonomy places the organism in Eukaryota, Metazoa, Arthropoda, Copepoda, Calanoida, Temoridae. Bases 337 to 885 code for a protein of 182 amino acids. Gene Ontology annotation, biological process: transmembrane transport.